Ylistrum balloti is the source of this 1905-nucleotide messenger RNA. Its product is annotated as tolloid-like protein 2. The record is from RefSeq and is a predicted model, not a curated record. The coding region runs from base 1 to 1905 and encodes 634 amino acids. Lineage: Eukaryota; Metazoa; Mollusca; Bivalvia; Pectinida; Pectinidae. The transcript is spliced from 14 exons.
AUGGCCAAAUGGAGUCACCUACUGACAGGAUUAAUGUCAAUAUCUUAUAUAGCCACUGCAACAGCCCAAACAUGUCAGUCAUCACCACUAACAUUGCCGGCGACUGAAGAGCUUCAGACUCUUACGUCACCCAGCUACCCUUCGUCCUACCCUCCAUCUAGGAAUUGUAAGUGGUGGCUUGAUGCUGGAGAUGCUGAUCACUUGGUGUUUAUAGACAUAACAGCACACUCGAUAGAGUUUGCCCCAGGAUGUUCGUAUGAUGGACUCUUUGUCUAUGACGGACAACAAACAAGAUUGUUGAAGGCAGUAUGUGGAUCAAAAACUCAUAGAGCCAUCGACUUGUACAGAUCUACUGGUCAGUACGCUACGAUUUGGUUUCGUUCCGACUCCAGUGUCCAGCUUCAGGGCGCCACACUUCGAUACUUCAGAUACCCGACAUCCAUUAGCAGUGUAUGUCCAACAAACAUGGCCCUGAACGCGACUACUGAAAUACAAUACCUGUACUCCCCGGGAUUUCCACAACUACAAGACGUUGAUGCACAGUGCUCCUGGCUCAUCACUGCAGUAUCGCCAACAGAUGAUAUUAUCCUAGAAGUACUAUACUCAAACAUGGUGUCAGGGGAAGUGUGUUUCACAGACAUACUCCGGAUUUACGACGGCGCGGAUGACACAGCACCAGAAUUGGCAGAGGUCUGUUCCGACAAGGUGAACUUCGUCAGUGUCAUUGUCAUAUCUUCAGCAGAUAAAAUGUUCCUAAAACUUUCCACCACCUUUGCCCUUACUUCUCGAACUGGGUUUGCUGUGUCGUACAACUCUACAUUUAGGGGUCGGACAUUGGCUGCUACUACUACCGUACCGUCCAUCCCGACCUACUCAGUGUGUAGCGAAGAUCGGGUUUCAGCCUCUUCCUCCCUAACGCAAGUCACCUCACCAAAUUAUCCGAACCUUUAUGGAAAUUUCCUGAACUGUUACCUGGUCAUCGAGGCACCGGCAGGCGAGCAGAUUCAUCUAAAUCUUGUCGACUCUUCAAUUCAGAGCAGUAUUGGCUGCUCGAACGAUGGAUUGGCUAUUUAUGAUGGUCCAUCGUCUAGUUCGGUACGGCUAGGCUUGUUUUGUGGUGAGGAUUUGUCUGCAAGUAUCAACAGUUCAGGUUCCAGUCUCACCUUAUUUUUCUACGGGGAUGGCUCUAGUACAAACAGAGGAUUCAAGGUGCAAUUCACCUCAGCGCCUCACGAGCUCCCUAGUUGUAUUGACUCAAGUGUCAACAUCAUGUAUCUCAACGCGACGUCAACUGUUCAGUACAUCACUUCUCCCAACUAUCCGGCGGAUUACAAUUUAAAUGAGAAUCUAUACUGGAUGAUCUACGAUGCGACAGAAUCUGGAAUCAUCAAGAUCGAUGUUGUUGAUUCUAGAAUUGAAGCUAGCUAUCAUUGUGUGUUUGACAAAGUCACAAUCUACAAAGGACCAUGUACGUCAUACCCCCAGCUAGGGACAUUUUGUGGAGAGGAAAAGGGAACGUAUUAUCAGGACGGUGGUGAUUAUGCCUUUAUAGCCUUCACUUCAGAUCAGAAUGUUGCAUUCAAAGGAUUCAACAUCUCAUAUGUGCUUGUAACAUCAACCCCUCCAGAGGUGACAGACUACACAUUGCUAAUACGCGCGAUCGUUGGAGGUGUAUUAGGCGCCCUAGCAUUGGCUGGCUUGAUAUUUUUGAUAGUGAAGAUGGUCCAUGUGUGGCGUGCGACUGCCCCAAUUGACACGAUAAAGAGAAGGUCUUCUACCAGCAGCAACACGUCGGCAUUUGUCCGAACGACAAAUGCGCUCACAGCACUAUCCACUUUGAGGAUGCCACUACUAAAAUCAACAGCGAAACCUAAAAAACCUAAGCUGCCCAAACUUCGCCGUUGA